AUGACAAGCCUGGCGAGGUUCGGUGGCUGCCCUCUCCCGCGCAGCGUCCACCCCGGGGAGAGGAGCAGUGAACCCAGCGUGGUGCUGCCACCUUUGGCAGGGGAGCACUGCACGGGACUCCCCACUGGCACUUCCUUAAAACUCUGCCCCUCGCACUCUUUGCGAGACUACCCCGAGACGAGGUCCAGCGCAUACGUUGACAACUCGCUCCCCCGCUUUGCCGAGCCGGGCUACUUCGAGCACCCCGGCCCCAGGGGCUUUGUCAUCGGAGGCGGGAUGCCGCCUGGCACCGAGCAGCUGGCCUCGUCGCGGGGCAACCAGCAUGGCGGCGUGGCGCGCUACCGCGACUUCUCCGGCUGCAGGGACGCCAGAAGCGGCGCUUUUUUCAGCAGCUACCAGGAGCAGGCCUCCGGGAGCGACCCCGGCCAGAUGAUGCUCGGGCUACCUGGGGACCUCCUCACCCGGAACCACCCGUUCGGGGGCGCCGGGAGUCCCAAGGGAAGCGGCCAGCAGCUCGUCACGCAGUUCUUGGGGCUCUACAAGCCUUUCGUGCAGACGCACGGCGGCGGAGGCGUAGGCGGGGACGCGCUCCUCAGGUGCGCCCAAGUCAAGAGCGAGCUGGUGUGCAAGUGGAGCCCGGACGGGCCCGGGAGCAAGGCGACGUGCUCCAGAGCCUUCGGGAGCAUGUACGAGCUCGUCAGCCACGUGACCGUGGAGCACGUCGGCGGAGCCGAGCAGGCCGAGUUCGUGUGCCGGUGGGAGAUGUGCCCCCGCGACAGGAAGCCCUUCAAAGCCAAGUACAAGCUGGUGAAUCACGUCAGGGUCCACACUGGCGAGAAGCCCUUCCCGUGUCCCUUCCACGGCUGCCAGAAGCUCUUUGCCAGAUCGGAAAACCUCAAAAUCCACAAGAGGACGCACACAGGUGAAAAGCCUUUCAAGUGCGAAUUCGACGGCUGCAACCGGAGGUUCGCCAACAGCAGCGACCGCAAGAAGCACUCGCACGUGCACUCCAGCGACAAGCCGUACGCGUGCAAAGUGCGAGGCUGCGACAAGUGCUACACGCACCCGUCGUCCCUGCGCAAGCACAUGAAGCUGCACUGCGCCAAGGAGGCCCCGAGCUGCGAGUCCCCGCCGCUCGGCGCCGUCCACGACCUGGCCUCGCUGUCCCCCGGGAGUCCGGAAGACUCGAGGUCACGUCACCCCCCGGGCUUCGACAACAGGUCGCCGGACCCGCUGUUGCCGCAGAGAGCCUCCCAUAGCGGCGGCCCCACCAGGGCCCGGUCCGCCCAGGCCGCCCAGGCCGCCCACACCUUCCCCCAGCAGAACUCCGCCGGCAGGACUUUCCCCUCGGCCCCGCACUUGCACAAAGGCUUCGUCAACGGAUGGUACACGUGCCACGGCGGCCUGGACGCCUAACCGAACCUGACCCUCAGUGGACGUUUCACUAGGUACACCCUCGCAAUAGAACUAGAUCAGUGUUUCUGUUUAGGGUUCGGGAAACAAAAAGCGGGAGUGAAACAAACCAAAUCAAACCAAGGAUGAGUUUUGUCAAACUCCAGGCCCGUGACCCACAUCUGGCCCGUCACAUCUAUUUUUAUCCUGGAAAGUAAAGCAAAUGCAAUGGGUCUGAUUCACACUUUCGGCUAAAAUCCGACAAAUCGUCUCCACUUUUAAACACAGUCAAAUAGUCCCAGCCUUCUGCUUACCAAAUCCUGCUGGAAAAUCGCAUGGGACCCCCCCAAAAAAAAAAAAAAAAAAAAAAAAAAAAAAGCAAAAAAAGCUGAACAUCAUCGUAGAGUAGAAAAUGACAAAAAAAGUGAGUUUCUUUACAUCUCAAUGAUUGGUUAUCUUAAAAUGAUCAUUUUACAGUUGUUAAUUUGAUCCCAGAGCUGCUGUUUAUCCAUCUGAUAAGGAAAACAACAACACCAACACGUUUUAUUGUGUGUUAUAUUCCACGUGGUUCUGCAUCGUAGCCAAAUGCAGUUCUUUGGCUUGUAGCACAACUACUUUUGGCUACGAUUUAGCACCAAUUAUUCAUGGUUGUUGGUUUUUAUAAGCUCUAUAAGUGUCACUUGUACUAUAUGGAACUGUCAUCUUCCUAAAACAGAACCAGGAGUGCAAAACAGAGCCUCUGAAGCACUUUUCAUCUUUUUUUUUCUUUAAUGUACCACUUUCAUGAAUGAAUUUUGCGGAGUUUUUCAAAUUCUUGCAUUGGCUGUAAUGACUGCAGCUGUACCUAAUGACGUGUCCAGCGAGUGCGUGUCACCGCUCGAGCGCCACGUGAAUACUUUUUGUGGUUUUCGUGUCACAUAUUUCGUGAUAAGUUGUGAGCCGUGUUAUAAUACCCCCCUCUCCCUCUACCCCGCCCCCCUCCCCAUUUUUUUGUUUGCUUUGACGCCCACUCUCACAGUCGGUGACGGCAAUUAUUAUUUUUAUGAUUAUUCUUUUUACAUUGUGCACACGCCUGUUUGUGUGCGGUCUUCUUUUUUAUGAUUAUUAUCAUGAAAGCUACUUCUGCCUUUACACAUCUAUGAAUGUAAACCCUUCCUUUGCGGGGAUGUUUUGAAUGUAAAUUAGCUAUAAUAUACUCCAGAAACAUUGUAUUGCUAUAUCUGAAAUAUGAUUUUUUUUUUUUUAAUAACGGGCGGGCUUUUGUGUGUCAGCAUUGUGCUCAGUAAUGUUCUAUAUUCCGCCUUCCACGCGCGUCUUCUAAUAUUAAAUGUACAUUUCCCCGUGUGUGUAACGUGAACAUCCACUUCAGUGUUGUACCAUAAAAGCUGUUAAUUAGCAUUCACUUUUCCUGUACAUAAGCUUUAUUGCAUAAUUAACUAUGUAUUCUAUGUUUUAUUAAAGUGUCUAUCUAUUCUCUUUGAUCAGUUGCCGCAGUUUUGGUCAACUUCAUUCAUUUAUUUCGUUAUUUACCAUCCUCGGAAUGAUGAUAAUUGGGUAAAAAAAAAAAA
This is a messenger RNA of Syngnathoides biaculeatus (alligator pipefish), 2960 nucleotides long. RefSeq names its product zic family member 6 (gene zic6). Gene Ontology annotation, biological process: central nervous system development; regulation of transcription by RNA polymerase II. Gene Ontology annotation, cellular component: nucleus. NCBI's taxonomy places the organism in Eukaryota, Metazoa, Chordata, Actinopteri, Syngnathiformes, Syngnathidae. The record is from RefSeq and is a predicted model, not a curated record. Gene Ontology annotation, molecular function: RNA polymerase II cis-regulatory region sequence-specific DNA binding; DNA-binding transcription factor activity, RNA polymerase II-specific. The transcript is spliced from 2 exons. Bases 1 to 1416 code for a protein of 471 amino acids.